Molecule: messenger RNA, 1374 nt
Organism: Gadus morhua (Atlantic cod)
Lineage: Eukaryota; Metazoa; Chordata; Actinopteri; Gadiformes; Gadidae
Gene: gadd45ga
Product: growth arrest and DNA-damage-inducible, gamma a
Exons: 4
Coding region: 106-585 (159 amino acids)
Biological process (GO): regulation of cell cycle
Cellular component (GO): cytoplasm; nucleus
Source: RefSeq, a predicted model, not a curated record
ACUGAUAGUCGCUUUCAGAGCACACUCAAAGCAAGAUCGUUUUCAGAGACCGUUGUGACCUUUUUUCUAACCGAUGCAAAACCCGAUCGUAUUUGGAUUACAAUCAUGACUCUGGAAGAGGUACGCGGACAAGAGACCACCAUGGAAAUAGUUGACAGGGUGCAAAGUGCAGGCACAUCUUUGGAAGACCUGCUGGUAGCUGCAAAGAAGCAGGAUUACCUGACUGUUGGCGUCUACGAAUCCGCAAAAAUUAUGAAUGUUGACCCAGACAGCGUGGCAUUCUGUGUUCUUGCCACCGAUGAGGAGUACGAGUGCGACAUCGCUCUCCAGAUCCACUUCACGCUCAUCCAGGCAUUCUGCUUCGACAACGACAUCAACGUGGUGCGCGUCAACGAUAUUGAGCGCCUCGCGGAUCUCGUGGGCACUGACGCCACCGGCGAGCCCAAGGACGCGCAUUGCAUUCUUGUCACGAGCCCCAGUGCAAACCCAUGGAAAGACCCUUCCCUGGACAAGCUCAGCCUCUUCUGUGAAGAGAGACGCAGCAUGUACGACUGGGUGCCCACCAUCACUCUCCCAGAGCGCUGAAGAACCGAGACAUCGCCCACGCUUCACACGAUGAAGAGGAAGAUGACGACGAAGAGAACGUAAAGGAGCUGAGUCUCGCCUACUGGGAGGGUUCACAAUUGCUUGUGCCCACCCCAACCCUUGCUUGGAUUAGAAAGCUGUGGCUCUCUAUAGCACCCUGGCUGCACCCAGUGCAUUGUGGGUCAGCGCGUUCGGUUUGGAUUUACCCAUGGGAGGAUGGGUAUGAAGUUCUGGGGAGUCACCAAACGUGGACUUGGGUCAGGUGUGAUGCCGCCCAGGACUUCAGGAGCUGUUGGACACUGAGGAGGGGCCCGAUGGGCUGUGCCUGUAGAACAAGCAGAAGGAGAACGUGAAGCCGAUGGGGGUCUGACGUGUCCCAACACCUCAAGGGGGGGGGGACACUCGGAACAGAGCCGCUGACGGAAGGAGGAUGUCAGAAAUGGACAGUAGGAAGUAAAGGAUCUUAUUGGAACUGUGCCUGUAAACAGUACGAUGACAUGUUGGUCGUACCUCCAAAGGAGGUGCCCCGAAGACGAAAGUGUGGACUUUUAUUUCUUUUUGAAAAAAACAUUGCACCAAUCGCAAAGCAAUUUUGCAAUGACAAGGAACUUUAUGCGCGUGCUUGCAAAUCAUGAUUUGAGUUGCUGUUCCUGUCUCUGGACUUGACAAGCACCAUCUUUUCUUGGACUAUGAUUUCAAUUUUUGAUAUGAUGCAAACUCAAUGAUUUCAUGCAACAUAAUUGUAUACAUUAUUGUUAUAAUUUCUCAAUAAACGCUUGUAAAAGUUAA